Hyla sarda is the source of this 2235-nucleotide messenger RNA. RefSeq names its product ADP ribosylation factor 3 (gene ARF3). Gene Ontology annotation, molecular function: GTP binding; GTPase activity. The transcript has 5 exons. Gene Ontology annotation, biological process: intracellular protein transport; vesicle-mediated transport. Bases 213 to 758 code for a protein of 181 amino acids. Gene Ontology annotation, cellular component: cytoplasm; plasma membrane. The record is from RefSeq and is a predicted model, not a curated record. NCBI's taxonomy places the organism in Eukaryota, Metazoa, Chordata, Amphibia, Anura, Hylidae.
CGCCCGAGAUCUCGCGAGCUUCCCCCCCGCGGCGCCCGUAGAGAAGGCUUGUGAGGCUGCGGGGGGCUCUCGUGAUACUUGGGCCGGGUGCUUCCGGUCGGAGAGGACAGAAGAGUCGCUGCGGUAGGCGAGGGAGAAGAAGAAGAAGAGGUGAAGGAAAGAGCACAAGUCACAGAGUUACCUGCUAGUAGUGUCAUCCUGAGUACAGAGCCAUGGGAAACAUCUUUGGAAAUCUGCUUAAAAGUCUUAUUGGAAAGAAGGAAAUGCGAAUACUUAUGGUGGGGCUGGAUGCUGCUGGAAAGACCACUAUAUUAUACAAGCUGAAGCUUGGCGAGAUUGUGACCACGAUCCCAACUAUAGGCUUCAAUGUAGAAACAGUAGAAUACAAGAACAUCAGCUUCACAGUGUGGGACGUUGGUGGCCAAGACAAGAUCCGGCCACUGUGGAGACAUUAUUUCCAGAACACUCAGGGUUUAAUAUUUGUGGUUGACAGUAAUGACAGAGAACGGGUUAAUGAGGCACGUGAGGAGUUAAUGAGGAUGCUAGCGGAAGAUGAGCUUCGGGAUGCUGUACUGCUUGUUUUUGCAAAUAAACAGGACCUCCCUAAUGCCAUGAAUGCUGCAGAGAUCACAGACAAGCUCGGCCUUCAUUCUCUUCGUCAUCGCAACUGGUACAUCCAGUCCACCUGUGCCACCAGUGGAGAUGGUCUCUACGAGGGCCUGGACUGGCUAGCCAACCAACUAAAGAACAAGAAGUAAUGAUUCCCGGCCCUACCUCUGCCUUCCCAGCGUGCGCCUGACUCUUCCUCCCCAAUCCCCCCAUCCAAAAUUCCCUCUUCAGCUAGGGCAGGUUGGGGUUGGCUACCGACAAAUACCACCCUAUCCCACCUGCUUCUCCUGGUUCCACACUCGCUUACUUUGCCGUUUUGGUUUGGGGUGUUUUUAUCGGGUGCCGUGUUUCUUCUGACUCAUCCAGCUGCUGUUGCUCUUUAUUUGUCCUUUUUGGAGAUUUUGGGUGGGGGAGGACUUGUGAGAUUUGGCAGUACAUGCCAUAGCAAUCUACCCUCUGUAGACAGGGUUGGGAAGGAAAGGAUUUGGGAGCUGUGCUGUUUUGUGUCUGUAUGUUCUGUGGAAGCUCCCUGAAGAUUGAGAGAUGUAUUUGGCUUAUCGUGUUUGUUUUUAAGGCAGGUUGUCUUCAGUGCUUCAUACAAGAAUAUUUAGUACACCGACCAAGUGAACUUUAUAUUUAAUUUUAUUUUUUAGUUCAAGAAAAGGGUACAUAACGUUUGGGUGCUUUUUAAGUGAUUGAAACGUCUUACUACAAUAAUUUAUUAACCUUUUGAUCUCUGUACUCCAAUAAGGAUCUCAUUCUGUCUGGUAUACUGUGGUACAGAUCAGCCUAGAUCUUUCGGGGCGGUGCCGAAAUCGCACUCCGCUACUCUUGUGCUUCAUUUAUAUCCGAUACACACAAGAGCUGGCUUCUUUACUGUGUUUUGAAGUGAAGUGUAGUGCAAUGAAGAUUUCAUGGUUGUUCGUGAAAUGAAUCUUCGGUGGUGAAAAAAAAAAAAACUGACUGCAAAAGCCAUAGUAUUUAUUUCCUUUGCAACUGUAUUAAUCCAGUGGGAAAGUUUAAUGUAUAUGAACUGUGCAUGUGGGUUGUCCUUUUAGUUUCUAAACACCUGCUGUAAUGAAAUAAGAGGUUAUUUGAGCACAUUGUGCUGUAGUCUCACCACCCUUAUUUAUAAAGACUGGAGCAGCUCCCAAUGAAGUCAUUGUGGCGAUCUCCACUCCUGUCAGUUACAUCACCGGGAGUCCGUCCAGCUGAUGACCUUCCAAUAGCAUCAUAUUUGCAUUACAACCUUUAAGUAAAAAUAUUUUAUGUUCUACAAUCGGCACCGACACUUGUUCAGACUUAGCCGUUGCUAAAUUUUUAUUUAUUUAUUUAUUUAAUUAUUUAUUUAUUUUUUUAACUUCAGUUUUAAUAUAUUUUUGUCCUGGUAAAUUCUUCUAAAUGAAAGAAAACAGACCAUGGCACUCAUGCUUUUAAGCUGAAUACUUUGUUACUCUCUGUGAAUCAAACAGCAUGAUGGGGAUUUAGUGUUAAGGUGAUUCAUCUUUACAUCAUAGAUUUAAAACAGAUUUUCCAAGUGACCUUUUUCUGUCUGCAAAAUGUUUUCAGAUGGAAUAAUAAGGACUAUUGAAAUGACAGGAGUGUCAGAUACCAAAAAUCACUCCU